AUGGUAUCUGCAGCUACGUUGAAAGAACGUAGUAUAACUACAUCAUCAUCAUCAUCAUCAUCAUCGCCACCCACUACUACUCAUACCAAGAGAAAGGUGAAUGAGUUGGGAGACAUUUCUAAUACUCCCAAUAAACAACAGAAACAACAAUAUACCCCUCAUCGCCGCCACAACAAUAAUAACAGCUCCUGGAAGCGUCGACAGCGACAACUACAACAACAACAACAACUGGUAAACCAUACGAAAUAUAUAGAUGGCAAUGAUGUCACUACACCCAAGAGCACUAGUUUAACUACUAGUACUUCUGACAAGCCAAUCACCAGACUGAAUCUGAGACACCAACUAUUACUACAAGAAAUGCAAAAUGAGGAGCCAGAAGAUGAACAGCAACAAGAACGUCCUUUGUUAAAGUGCAAGGUCAACCGUCAACUGCAUUCGUCUGGUAACCAAGAAAACUAUACUCAUCGAGUAGAACAUCGUCAAACGUCACCAUCACCAACUGACAUUUCCUCACCACCAGCUAUGAACCAAGAAGAAGAGUAUAUGUUGCAGGAAAUAACCAAGAAUUCGCAAUACUUUGAUCCGUCGAUUUCAAAUGAUCUUGGCAAUGGUCAUGCUGAUCAAAACCAAGACCAGCAAUCUUAUCAACAUAGGCGUUGCAAGUCAGUUACCUUUAGACUUCCUCAUGAUGAAGAAAAAGGGUUUGAAAACUCACCAUUGUUGACACCAAAGAAUGAUGAUAGUGACUUGGAAGAGGAAAUAUUGGCUAGACAUAAACAACAAUUGCACAUGCAAAAGGAACAAGACUUGGCAUCUGUAUAUCCUUCGACACCUCCUGAAUCUUUUCAACAUGACAACGACGAGGAGGACGGGGUUGAAACAUCGCCUGUUGAACAAGUAUUUUCACCACAAUCACAAUCACAAUCACAAUCACAAUCAAUAGCUCUGGAAGCUAAACCUGAAGUACAACCACAAGAACAACAGCUGUCUGAUGUGUUGGCUAACAAUGCUGACUAUAUUUCUCUUUCAUCCACUUUGCAACUUAUCCAAAAUCAACGUGAUCAAAUUGAGCAAGAAAUUGUCCAGUUGUCACAACUCAAGACUCAAAUCAAUACCUCAUCAAGGGAAGAGACCAUUGGGUUUGUUACUAAGUUAUUACAAGGUGGAGACCAAUUGGGGUUGCCUAAACCAACACCAGUUGUGACUUGUCCAUAUAUUCAAUGGGAGAAAUAUCAUCCUACGUUGGCUAAUGUAUCGCAUGAUUUACAAAUGGAAUCAAAUAAGUCAAACAAGAAUGAUUCUCCUUUCAAGUUUGUCAUUUAG
This is a messenger RNA of Lodderomyces margitis, 1323 nucleotides long. RefSeq lists its product as uncharacterized. Bases 1 to 1323 code for a protein of 440 amino acids. The record is from RefSeq and is a predicted model, not a curated record. The transcript has a single exon. Lineage: Eukaryota; Fungi; Ascomycota; Pichiomycetes; Serinales; Debaryomycetaceae.